AUGAUGAUGUAACUAUUCCCCCAAAAACUAAAAAAAAACAAGAAAAGCUCAUGAGAGAAAGUUGACGAAACCAAAAAAAAGGGGGGAAAUUCAAAAAAAAGGGAAAACUCACCAGCAAAACGAGCUAAUUUUAUAUGAAAGCCAAACUGUUAAGGCCUCCAGAACCCAGAGAACCGCCCAAGAUCGACGUGUGAGUGACACCUCCAUCGGGGCGCGCGCGAGGGCGCAAGAGAUGUCUCGUCUCAUCAAGGACAUCAAGGACUCCACUCACCGAUCCAUCCCAGACGGAGGAGGAGGAGGAGGAGGAGGAGGAGGUGGGGGGUCACCUUACUCCUACCCCACCGCCACAACAACAGGCCCAGCAGCCUCUGGGGUCGUCGUAGGGUCUCCCGUAGCGGCGUCUGGGGCCUCCCCUUCCUCGGGGGCCCAGAGCGGCGGGGCCAACUCCCCCAUGUCUGGCAACAGGAUCGUGAAGACGUGGCGGGUGAUGGGAGACAGGACGCGCUCCAAGACGAAGGACAUCCUGAAGAGGUGGCAGACGAUGAACAACGGUCAGACCUCCGAGGACUCUCUCGCGGGGCUGGACGACUGCAGCGACAUGAGCGGCAGCACAGAGAGCGACAGGGGGCACCGCCAGAAGAAGGGCACCUGGAGUGUUCACGUCUGGAUGGACUCGCAGUCGUGGAUCCAACUGACACCCCGGAGGCGAACGUACUUCCGCGCCAACGACCGCCUCGGAUCCAACGCCUCCCCGCGAUCCUCCUCCGCCUCCUCGUCCUUCAGAGGGUCUUCGGAGCCAUCGGCGAGGCUGCUGCGGCACGAGUCAGAGUCAGAUAUUUCGGAGGGCAUGAACCUUCGUUGGUCACCAAAGGCUGGCAGCAGACGAUAUUGGAAACAGAAGAGCAAGUGUCUGUUUGGAGCCACCUGGGUGCGGAGGCCCUUCGAAGACGAUGACGACAUGCAACCGCCCGAGGGGAAGAUGCACCUGUCUGAUUUCCAGGUGGAGAAGUUCACCUACUACUUCACAGACGUCUUCGACCACAACAAGGACAGAGUCAUCACUAUCGAGGACAUUCACGCGCUGAAUGAGAGAAUGCGUCACUACGCGGGCUGGUCAGAGGAUAACGAAUAUUAUCUCACGAUGAAGGAAAUCCACGCCGACUUCUUCGAAUGCCUUUUGGAACACGUCGGAAAAAUUGAGCCCGAGUAUGGUUUUGAAUUUGACGUCGACAGGAUUCCUGACCGAGUUCAGAUGUACCAGUGGCUCAACAUGUGGGGUAAUCUGACUCACGGAGCCAGAGCCAUGUUGGAUUUCCCCAUAUGGCUCCAAAUCCUCCCGAAGAUCCUCUUCAAAGUUAUCAACAGGAAGGAUAACGGAAUCAUAUCUUUCGAUGAACUGAGGAGCUUCUACGCCCAUUUUAUCAAGCUUCCUGAAGUUCAGCUCGAUACAGUAUCCGAAGAGGCUUAUAGAGCUCUAACUUCAAGCGGAGAUUUCCCGAUAACGGAGGGUGUUUACCUGAUGGCCUUCGCCAAUUUCCUGCUCGGCAAAACGCCCCAUGGUCCUGGCAAAUACAUCUUCGGAGGUUUCAAAGACAGUGACGUGGGAUUCUUCCAGGUCGAUUACUCCUGUCUCCUGGAACCGACAGAGGAUUAGCAUACCGACCUUUAAACCGAGGUCUGGAAACUGUAUGUUCAGAAGCUCAAAAGAUUUAGAUUGUUCCAGGUCUACAACUCCUAACUUCUGGAUUCUACAGAGGAUUAACGCACCGAGGUCUGGAAAAUGCAUCUUGAGACGGUUCAGGGAUUUACAUUCGUCCUGGUCCAAUACUAUUGCCUUCUGGAACGGACAGAGGACUAAUUCACCGACCUAUGAACCGACGUCUGGAAGAUACAACUUUCCAGGUCGAUUACGCCUACCACAUGGAACCGACAGAGGACUAACACACCAACCUGUGAACCGAGGUCUGGAAGAUACACUUUUCCAGGUCAGUUAUGCCUACCAUCUGGAACUGACAAAGAAUUAGUACACAGACCUGUAAACCGAGGUCUGGAAAAUACAGUUUUCAGGCUUCAAAUAUGUAGACUUCCAGGUCGAUUAUUCCUGCUUCCUGGAAUAGACCAGAGGACUAACACACCGACCUGUAAACCCAGGUUUGGAAGAUACAACUUACAAGUCGAUUACGCCUACUAUCUGGAAUAGCAUAUAAACCAAGGUCUAGAAAAUACAAUUGUCAGGCUUCAAGACGUAGAUUCUUCCAGGUCGAUUAUUUCUGUCUCCUGGAAUCGACAGAGGACUAACACACCGACUGUAAAAAGGGAUAAGGAAACUGUAUCUCCAGAAGCUUCAAUGAUAUGGAUUCUUCCAGGUCGAUUACUGUCCCCUGGAGCCACUGACUGAGGACUAUUACACAGACCUUUCAACUGGGGUCUGGGAUCUUCCAGGUCAUAUAUUCUUCAUCCCUGGAACCGACAGUGCUAAAAUUUGGAAGCUACAAAGAUAACGACGCUAGAUUCUUCUACUGGAACCGAUAGAAGACUGCCCCGCUAGACUGGAAGCCUAGGUCUGGCAAAUAUAUCUGCGGAGGCUAUAAAUUCCAGGUCAUAUAUUCCUUCUUUCUGGAACCCACAGAGGGCUGAAAUUUUAAGCUGUAAACAGAGAUCUGGAAAUGAAUCUUUGGAGAUUUCAAAGAUAGUAGGCCGAGUUCUUCCAGGACAUAUACUCCUUUUCCUGGAACUGACAAGAGGGCUGACGCGUUGGUAUGUAGAGCAAGGUCUGGAAAUUACUUCCCUGGAAACUACAAAAACAACAACGCAGAAUUUUUGUCGGUCAUUUAUCCCUUCUUCCUGAAACGGAAUAACACUCUGACCUGUAAACCGUGGCCUGGAAGAUACAUUUCUGGAGAGUUCUAAGAUAAUAACAUUGGAUUCUUCAAGGUCGACUAGUCACGACCUGUGAACCGGAUUUUCGGAUGCCCUUACUAGAAUAUAUGGUGAGUGGCUGCCAGAUGUCCUGAGACGGGUCUCGACCGACCUUCAGGUACCUAUGCCCUCGCCCAAUUCAAAAAUGGGGGAGGUUGGGGUAACAAGUCAGUCGGUGCAAUUUUACACAUUUCUUCGACCAGUUAGUGACGGAUUUCAGUGCAUCUUAACUAUCACUUGUGAAACAGAAUAUACAAACUCUGCUUCAUGACUGAAACUUUAAUCUCUCUAGGACAAAACUGCAUUAGGACACUGAUCAGCAGCAGGGAAAAAGUGAUAAAAGUAUUAGACAGUAAAAAACAAUGAGUGUUUUCUUCCAUAAGCAAAAAAAUAAAAAAUAAAAUAAAAAAAGCAUUAUUCAUGAAUGUUUGUCUGUUUAAAGAAUGCAGUUAUACAUCAAAGGAUCUCCUUUUGAAACAAGUGAGCAGCAGAGAACGAAUGUGUCAUUUGAUACUCUUGAUAAUUAUGGUUACUGAAAUUGAAGCAUACAAAGUUAAUACAAAAUCUUUGAUAAAACCAGAAAAUAAAGUGAGAGAACGAGAAAGAACGAUUUAAAAAUUGCGAAAAAAUUGGGUCAAACACUCCCCCACACUGAUGUAAGCCUUAUAUAUAUAUUAUAUAAACAUAAUCAUACAUUCAUGAAAAGGGAAAAAUAUAAGAAUACAUUAAUGCUUAACUGUAGUUAGUCUUACAAGCUUUCAUUCAACAUCAUCCUUUUCAAUGGCCUAACGUCUGAGAUUCACUGUAGCAUCACUUUCCCGCUAAUAUAUUUUUCUUCAGCAAACUCAUCUCUUUAAUUUUUCUGAGAGCCUUUCAAAAUGACUUUGAUGUUUUAGCAGUUACAAAUAAAUAUUGUACACAUCUACAGGUCGAGGUAGCUGGUGGCAUUUUCUCAUGAAUUCGGUGCUUGAUGUAACCCGUUGGAAUAAUUUUCUAUGAUCUAAGAAUUAAAGGAGAUGAACUUA
Macrobrachium nipponense is the source of this 3944-nucleotide messenger RNA. RefSeq lists its product as uncharacterized. NCBI's taxonomy places the organism in Eukaryota, Metazoa, Arthropoda, Malacostraca, Decapoda, Palaemonidae. The record is from RefSeq and is a predicted model, not a curated record. The coding region runs from base 233 to 1654 and encodes 473 amino acids. The transcript is spliced from 8 exons.